This is a messenger RNA of Apus apus (common swift), 1900 nucleotides long. Its product is annotated as WAS/WASL-interacting protein family member 3-like. Bases 1 to 1245 code for a protein of 414 amino acids. Gene Ontology annotation, cellular component: nucleus. Gene Ontology annotation, molecular function: ubiquitin conjugating enzyme activity. The transcript is spliced from 8 exons. The record is from RefSeq and is a predicted model, not a curated record. NCBI's taxonomy places the organism in Eukaryota, Metazoa, Chordata, Aves, Apodiformes, Apodidae. Gene Ontology annotation, biological process: protein polyubiquitination.
AUGAGCGGGGGGGUGACAGUCGUUGCAUUUUCCACCGCCGGCGACACCAAGUCAUUCGAUAGGCGAUCCCCUCGGACGAGCCUGUUGGGCUGCCCCCUGCGCCCACGCCUGGGAUGGGGGGACGGGGCGCUCCGGCCAAAUCACUUCUCCCCAGUGGGUGGACAAGGGGGCGAGAGAGACGCCGGCAGCGAGUAUUUCGGGGAGAAGAAAGCAGUCCCGGGAGCUCGCCCCCUCUCUCAGCCACCUGCCUCGACUGCGUCCCUAUGGGGCUCCCGCACGGAAGCAGAAUCGGAGCUGGGGAGGGCGUUUAUCCCUCCCCCCCGGACACCCUCGCAGAUUACUUUCCAGAGGGUCUCCAUUAAAAACUCACGUCCCCCUCCGAGCGCCCCUUUCUUCCUUCCCCAGCAGCCGCCGGAGCGGGAGGGGGGAACACACACACACACGUACGACCCGGGGGACUGUGGCUGCCCAGGGCUCCCCUGCCGGCCUCGCUGCAGGGGCUUUGCCGCCCGCCCCCCGCCGGGCCCCGCUCUGCCUGAGGCGGCGGUGAGUGGCUCCCCGGUCCCGCCGCCCCCAGCCCCGCUCGGCGGUGGGGGAGGCAGCCAGGGAAGCCAUUGCCUGUUUAAUAGUUGCUGUUGCAGCACUUCCGCUUCUCUCCCAGCGAGAGAGACACGAGUGGCCAGGCCCAGCCGCACUGAGGAGGAGCAGCCAGACACAAAGGGAGAGACAGAGAAAGAGACAAGCACGCCUAAGAAGAAGGAGAGCAAAGUCAGCAUGAGUAAAAACUCUAAGCUGCUAUCCACCAGUGCCAAGAGGAUUCAGAAGGAAUUGGCUGACAUCACCUUAGAUCCACCUCCAAACUGCAGUGCUGGACCCAAAGGUGAUAACAUCUACGAAUGGAGAUCAACCAUUCUAGGACCUCCAGGUUCAGUCUACGAGGGAGGCGUUUUCUUCCUUGACAUCACAUUUACACCAGAAUAUCCUUUCAAGCCUCCAAAGGUAACGUUUCGGACAAGAAUCUACCACUGUAACAUCAACAGCCAAGGCGUCAUCUGCCUGGACAUUUUAAAAGACAACUGGAGCCCAGCAUUAACCAUUUCUAAAGUUCUCCUCUCCAUCUGCUCCCUCCUCACAGACUGCAACCCAGCUGACCCCCUGGUUGGAAGUAUUGCCACUCAGUAUAUGACUAACAGAGCAGAGCAUGACAGAAUGGCCAGACAAUGGACCAAAAGAUAUGCUACAUAAAUUGGAUUUUUGUCUAACUUGCGUUGUCUGUCUGUGAUGGAAAGAGCUGCUUAUGAUUUUGAAGGGGUGGGGGGAGGGGGGGUGCUGGUAAAGAGUAGGGUAUUUCUAUAACAGAUUUUAUUCAGUCUUUUAUUUCCUAAGAUUUUGUUGUUGUAACUUAAGGUAUCUUGCUACAGUAGACAGCUAGGAUUGGGAAUAGCAUAUUUUAAAGACUGUAAUUAGUUCAGCAAUAUUAGCUCACAUAUAGUACCGAGAAGAAUGUAAACUUCUUAGACUUCUUUGGUUUUCAGUUUGCUUGCAAUAUGUAAAAGAUUAAAACAGCUUAAUUUUGUACAGGUACAUAUGUUGACAUUUAUGUAAAAGUCCUUUCAAGACUCUACACACUGUUUUUGUUUUUUGUUUUGUUUUUGGUUUGGGGGGUUUAUUUUGUUCUGGGUUAGGUUUCUUGGGGUUUUUUUUGUAAAAAGAUGUUGGGAUUGUUUUCCCCUAUGGAGGGCACAUUGGUAUUUAACAAAUCCUUUUUAAAGGCUGUCAUCUCAUGAUCUGUGAUACGGAGAGGUGGAUAUAUGGCCUCAUAUAUGAAAUGAGAAGUAGUUAAUGUAUUAUUUUAUAAGCCAAUCUAUCUUUGUGAAAAGAAUAAAGGGUUUAAUCAGGA